This is a messenger RNA of Fusarium venenatum, 1728 nucleotides long. RefSeq lists its product as uncharacterized. The record is from RefSeq and is a predicted model, not a curated record. Gene Ontology annotation, cellular component: phosphopantothenoylcysteine decarboxylase complex. NCBI's taxonomy places the organism in Eukaryota, Fungi, Ascomycota, Sordariomycetes, Hypocreales, Nectriaceae. Gene Ontology annotation, molecular function: FMN binding; phosphopantothenoylcysteine decarboxylase activity. Gene Ontology annotation, biological process: coenzyme A biosynthetic process.
AUGACUUCGACCACGUCCCUCCACGACUUGGGACGUAACCGAAAACUCCGCCUUCUAGUUGCCGCCACCGGUCCUCGCGAUACCUCUUGGGCUCAAGCACUCGUUGUGCGCCUCUCCAAAAAUCCACAGAUCGAGGCCCGAGCAAUCGUCGACGAUGUAGUCCCGCGAUUAACACAAACCAUCAUUGUGAUGCAAAAUAGAGGGUUGGCCCUCGGAGCGGGCGAUAGGGCCGACGAUAUCGAAUUCUAUCGACAGCAAGCAUUCGAGCUGGUGGAAUGGGCAGAUCUCAUGGUCUGUGUACCCCUCGAUGCCGACAGCAUCGCCAAGAUGCUGGCCGGCGUAACCGACACUUUCCUCGGCGAAGUACUCAGAGGAUGGGACACCCAAAAAAGCAUCGUCUUGGUUCCUGGCAUGAGCACGCAUAUGUGGUCAAAUCCGAUGACCAAGAAGCAUCUAAACAAAUUACACCGAAAAUGGAGCUGGAUACGUGUGGUGACGCCGAUAUUGUGGCACUACGAAGGAUCGCCCAACCCGAAACGAGUGCCUAACUGGAAUGGUUUCAACGAAGUUUUGGGGAUAAUAAAAAACCAGGCCGACUUAUUAGGGCUGGGACGAGAUGUUGAAGUUGCGACUGGACUGGGCAUGACAGACGAUGCAGACGUAAGAGUCCAGUGCAAGCUUCCACCCGAGAUCUGGACUAUUAUUCUCGAUUAUGCAGGGGAUUGGGAACUUUCAAAGGCUCUGGGAAUGUACACCAACCUUCCAAUGCCCACGACAUGGUCAAGCCAACCCAGGGACCCCAAUGAUCCACUCAAGGUGUACGAGCACGAGCUCGAGUGGACAGUUCUAACUUGCAACUCUGCAGCGAUAUGUAAAAAGAUAUCGCAAUCUCCACCAGAAUUCCACGAUAUAUCAGCCUUGGUCAUCAAACUCGUAAUCAAGUUUGGUCUUAUUGACGUAUUGGCAUAUAUGGAAGCCAAUCGGCCAGAUCUUUUCAAGGCAUUUGACGGCACGACACUACCUACUAAAGCAUCCGCUUAUUAUCCACGUGUCGAUGUGUUGGACUAUUGGAAACAGAGUGCAUGGUUCAGAGAUCGUCAUGUGUACGAUGCAGAAGCGGUCGACGGCGCCUCUAGGUUUGGACAUGUUCGUGUUUUGGACUGGUGGUGGAGACGAUCUGGCCUAGGAAUGCGUUAUACUGAGUCGGCGCUGGAGCAGGCUAGUGGAAAUGGCCAUCUUCUGGUCCUUGAAUGGUGGCGCGACGCAGCAGCUCAGGACGAUAAAGUCGUUCUUCGGCCGGGCCGGUCACUCCUGUGGGCAACACAACAUGGGCAAGCUAAUGUUUUACGGUGGUGGGAUGCUUCAGGUAUUCCUGCUGCACAUGGCGACAGUGUUGCCAAGGUGGCCAGUCGCUGGGGCCAAGUUGAGGUUCUGGAGACUUGGAGACGCCUCAAAGGAGAUGACAAGCUUGUAUUUGAUGCCGAAGUUCUCGUUUCGCCCACCAUAUUCAAGCAUUUAUCGGUGCUCGAGUGGUGGCGUAACUUUGCACACGGAGAGCUUGAGGGCAUGGAGGGCCGAAAACAACAGGUAGAAUUCCGGACAUGCAACAUCGAAGAGGCACUUGAAGACAGCAUAGGAGAUCAGAGUGCUGUUCGGCGUUGGUGGACACAAAACGGGCUGAACCUGGGACUGCGAGAUGAAGAAUGGCUCAAGACGCGAUAUCUUUAG